GCCGUUCGUUCGCCGCAUUUCUGUAGCUAUGUCGCGCGUGUGUGUCCGCGUCUACAUUAUAUGUCUGUGUGCGGCGGUUGUGCUAAGUGUCCAUGUGGCUAAAGAAUAUGUCUGCCAAGAUCCAGAUACGGGAACUCUUCAUGAACUCAACACGACUUGGCGAUCUACCACUUUCUGCGGAAAUUAUACGUGUAAAAUUAGAAGAAUAAACACUGGUCAACAACCAUCUAAAGUGUUUGUGAGUCUAUUCAACCAACAAGCCAGGGCUAAUCCUAAUAAUCAAACAAAUGGAUUAAGUCUGACAAAAAUCUUACCAGAACUCACUAAGGAUAAUGACAGAUUUUUAAAUAAAGCAGAAAUUCAGAAAAUUACAGAACUAUUGCAUUCAGUGAAGAAGAGUGACUUGCAAGCUGUUAUAGAACUGUAUAAUGUAGCUCAAGAAAUGUAUAAGGAUAUAAAAGUGGCUGACGAUUUAGAUAACAAAGCGAGUGAAGCAGUGUCAGGGGAAUCUAGAGAAAGUAGUCAACAUAAAACUUAUUGGUAUGAACCUAAUGAUGAACAUAGAAAGGUAGCUGAUAUGAAACCAGAAGGCUCUGAAAUUGAAGGAUCGGCCCUGUAUUCACCUAGUCCAUAUCCGAAUGCGCUACGACAACCGUACUAUUACUCGCAAGGUCGAAGUAACUAUCCCAGUUACUUUCCCGGAUCGUUGUUUAAUAAUGACGGUAGAGUGCGUUAUCCUAAUCUACCGAUGAAUCAGCAAGGCGUGGCAUAUUACCAACAGAGAAAUAUUUAUGAUGGUCCUGGGCCAACACCACAGAGUUCCUGUAACCCCUGCGUUCGACCAUAUCAGUAUCAACCAAUGCCCAUGCCCGCAAACUAUCCUCCACGAUCCACUAGUAAUACGUAUCCGUAUUUUCUAACAUACAACUAUACUAGCCAAGGCUACAACAAUUAUUACAAAGGAAAUCCUUGGGCAUAUUAUGAUUAUUAUAGAAAUCUUCCACAUCCGAAACCUUCACACAUUCAAAGGAAUCCGAACGUAUUAGAACAAAAACAGUACAGUACAGACGAAAACAGUAUUAAUGCUGAAAUCAAAAAUGAACAAUCAUGGCAAACUGAUCCUUUGCCUGAAGACGUUAUCAAUGAAAUCAGAGCAAAUAUAGCGCAGCGUGGUAAAUUAAUAAAUAUACCAUUGAAAAAGAGAAUAAAAUUAGAACGAGCUGCUAAAGUAAUUAAAAUAGAUCAGAAUAAUAGACAAACGAGGUCAAUACCAAAGGAAAAUAGUGAAGAAAAACAUUCAAGAGAAAGUGAGAUAAGUCAGAAGACUAUAGAAGAAUCAAAAAGUCAUGAGAAUACAGAAGAAAUGGAAACGUAUAUCGAAAAAGUAACGUGCGAGCCAACGACAGAACUUGGUUACUUCAAGAUGGGUAACAUGAAUAAAACUUUUCCUGAGUGCUGCCCUCAAAAAAUAGAAGAUAAACAAAAAUUUUAUUUGAGAUCAAAUCUUUGA
Messenger RNA from Cydia amplana, 1510 nucleotides. RefSeq lists its product as uncharacterized. The record is from RefSeq and is a predicted model, not a curated record. NCBI's taxonomy places the organism in Eukaryota, Metazoa, Arthropoda, Insecta, Lepidoptera, Tortricidae. The transcript has 3 exons. Bases 29 to 1510 code for a protein of 493 amino acids.